This is a messenger RNA of Pararge aegeria (speckled wood butterfly), 1482 nucleotides long. RefSeq names its product cytochrome P450 4C1-like. Gene Ontology annotation, molecular function: iron ion binding; heme binding; oxidoreductase activity, acting on paired donors, with incorporation or reduction of molecular oxygen. The transcript is spliced from 10 exons. Lineage: Eukaryota; Metazoa; Arthropoda; Insecta; Lepidoptera; Nymphalidae. The record is from RefSeq and is a predicted model, not a curated record. Bases 1 to 1482 code for a protein of 493 amino acids.
AUGUUGACGGUGGUGCUAAUACUCUCAUUGAUGGCGUGUGGUAUUUUGUCGUGGUGGCGAAGAAUCCCAAAUAAAGAUGAACCACCAGCCUACCCAGGCGCUCUGCCUCUGAUUGGGCACGCUCAUCUCUUACUCGGAGACAGCGUGAAACUAUGGAAUUUUGCAAAAAAGGCAUGUCUCGAGAGCUGGAAAGCUGGCGGAGCUGUAUCUUUUUCAAUUGGACCAAAAGUGUUUUACGUUGUAACGGAUCCAGAAGAUUUCUUGAAAAUAUCCAAUACAUGUUUACAAAAAGACCACAUCUACGAGUUCUUUAAGGCUUGGCUUGGAAAUGGAUUAGCAACUAGUUCCGUUCCAGUUUGGAAAAUACAUAGGAAAUUGUUAAAUCCAGCAUUCAGUCCUACCGUUCUACAUGGAUUUUUGGACGUGUUCAAUGGGCAAUCCCGACGUUUGGUGAAGGAUCUAGAGGUAGAAGUCGGCAAAGGACAGUUUGAUCAUUGGAUCUACACACGGAAUAAUACUUUGGAGACACUUUGCUUGACAGUGAUGGGAGUAGACAUAAGAGACGAUCAAAAAUUGUACAGCGAAUACAUCAAUGCAGUUGCAGAGAUUAACAGCAUCAUGAUGGAAAGAAUCCAGAAGUUCUGGCUUCACAGCGACUUUAUUUACAAUUGGUCAGCGUUGAAAAGGAAGCAGGAUGCAUGUUUGAAGAUUUUGCACAAUAUGCCUUACUUCAUUCUGAAACAGAGAAAAGCUGAUUACCAGAAUUUCGAUAAAAAACAAAUUGAGAAGACGGCAAAAGGUCCAAUAUUCAAGCCUUUCUUAGAUAUUCUCCUUGAACUAUCAAUUGAGGAAGGCGCAUUCAAUGACCGUCAGAUCAGAGAACACCUGGAUACGGCGAUGUUUGCCGGUCACGACACUACAGCCACUGUAUUAAUGUACAACAUGCUACUGGUUGGAUCUCACCCUCAAGUUCAAGAGAAAAUUUUUGAGGAAUUAUUCAACGUGUUCGGUGAUGACGAUAGGGACGUAACAAAGCGAGAUCUAUCACAACUGAUAUAUCUAGAUGCUGUGUUAAAAGAAACCAUGCGGUUUUAUUCUGUAUCGCCCUUCGUUGCAAGAUUAAUUGAUAGAGAUAUAAAACUGCGCAACUGGACUCUCUUUAAAGGUCAAUCGUGUUUAAUGUCCAGCUAUGGUGUCCAUAUGCAUCCCCUGUGGGGUCCUGAUGUAGAACAAUUCAAGCCAGAGCGUUGGCUGGAUCCCGCGUCUUUACCUGAUUUCGCCAACUGGCAUUCGAGCUUUAGUUUAGGAAGAAGGAAUUGCCUAGGUAAAGCAUACGCUAUGAUGUCAAUGAAGGUUACUCUGGCUCGCUUAUACCGACACUAUAGGCUGUCCGGAGACCACACAAAACUGGUAAAUAAGAUGGAGAUAUUGCUGAAGCCAGUAUCAGGACAUCAUAUUACAAUUGUAAAGAGGAAUAAAUAA